AUGACAAAUGCACCUGCUAUCUUUAUGGACUACAUGAAUAGGAUAUUCCAACCGUACCUGGAUCAGUUUGUUGUCGUGUUCAUUGAUGACAUACUGAUAUACUCUGAAAGUUGGGAGGUACAUGCAGAUCAUAUGAGAGUGGUGCGGGGAAUUCUCAGAGAGCAUAAACUGUAUGGGAAGCUGUCAGAGUGUGAGUUUUGGUUGGAUGAGGUACAGUUUUUGGGUCAUGUCAUAUCAGCUCAAGGUAUAGCGGUGGAUCCAACAAAGAUUGAAACAGUGGUGAAGUGGGAAAGGCCACAGACUGUGACUGAGGUGAGGAGUUUCUUGGGCUUGGCAGGUUAUUAUAAACGGUUUGUGGAGGGGUUCUCGAAGCUGGUGAGUCCCUUAACUCAACUCACUAGGAAGGACCAGCCUUUCUCUUGGACUGACGAGUGUGAGGUCUACUUUGAGGAUAUGAAGAAGAGAUUGACUACUGCAUCCAUAUUGGCUAUCCCUGACACCGCCAAGACAUUUGAGGUAUACUGUGAUGCUUCAUACCAGGGUCUAGGUUGUGUGUUGAUGAAGGAGAAACGGCCCAUUGCUUAUGCAACUCGUCAGUUGAAAGUGCAUGAGAAAAACUAUCCUACAUAUGAUUUAGAAUUGGCGACGAUGGUUUUUGCCCUCAAAACAUGGAGGCACUACUUCUACAGGGCACAGUUUCAGGACUACGACUUUGAGCUAUUAUACCACCCUGGUAAGGCUAAUGUUGUAGCAGACGCUUUGAGCAGAAAGAAAUCUCAUGUGUCGACCGUGAUGAUUAAGGAGUUGGAGUUAAUCGAGAAGCUGCGAGAUAUGAAUCUGGGAUUGGAUAUGGAGACAGAUCACACACGGUGCAGCAUGUUGAGGAUCACUAAUGAAUUCUUGGAUGAGGUUCGGGUGGAACAGGGCAAGGACCAGGAAUUGCAGCAUAUCAUCAGUGAGUUGGGCACAGAGAAGAGGAAAGACUUCAGGAUGGGUAGAGAUGGCAUCCUACUAUUUAGAGAGAGGGUGUGUAUACCCAGCAGUCGGAAAGCGAAAAUAGAGCAUCAAAGGCCAGGUGGUAUGUUAGAGCCUCUUGAGAUUCCCCAGUGGAAAUGGGACAGCAUUUCCAUGGAUUUUGUUACUCAUCAACCAAGCUACCAUUCCAGCAUCGGGAUGGCACCGUACGAGGCCUUGUAUGGCAGGAGGUGUCGAACGCCUUUGUGUUGGCAGCAGGAUGGGGAAGCUGUGGUACUUGGUCCAGAGUUCUUACAACAGACCACUGAGAAGGUAAGGGUAAUACAGGAACGGAUGCGUGCGACUCAGAGUCGGCAGAAAUCCUACGCAGAUAAGAGGAGGAGGCCACUCGAGUUUGAGGCUGGUGACCACGUAUUUCUCAAAGUUACACCUACAGCAGGUAUUGGGAGAGCAUUGAAGUCGAGGAAGUUGACCCCUCGAUUCAUCGGUCUAUAUCAGAUUACGAGGCGAAUUGGACCGGUGGCGUAUGAGAUUGCAUUACCACCUCACUUGGGAAACCUGCACAAUGUUUUCCACGUAUCACAGUUGAGAAAGUACGUGGCGGAUCCUACUUAUGUGCUGGAGCAGGAUGAUGUUCAGGUGCGUGAGAACCUGACUCUUAGAGUUGGACCGGUGAGGAUUCUAGAUUCUCAAGUCAAACAGCUCAGAGGGAAGGAGAUACGGACCGUGAAGGUUCUCUGGGACGAGGCAACCCAAAAGAUGACUUGGGAGAUUAAAGAUCUCAUGAGGAAGUCCUAUCCUCAUCUCUUUACUGUGUUGAAAAAUAUUGUUGAUUUGGGUAAAGAGAAGCCUAACAGAAUGGGGCAGCCAAGGGGGCUGGGAAUUUACCAAUUAAGUAACAUUGAAGAGGAAUUAAAAGCCCAAACUCUAGGUUUUGGCAGUGCUGGGAAUUGGUCUUUGAGAGGAGCACGGGUUUGGGAGAGUGAAUUGAGUUUUGAGGUGCAAGGGUUGAAGCCAGAAAGGUUUUGGAAUCAAAGGGGGUUCUGUCUUCGCAAUUAUUGA
Messenger RNA from Vigna unguiculata (cowpea), 2037 nucleotides. The record is from RefSeq and is a predicted model, not a curated record. NCBI's taxonomy places the organism in Eukaryota, Viridiplantae, Streptophyta, Magnoliopsida, Fabales, Fabaceae.